Molecule: messenger RNA, 1212 nt
Organism: Mesocestoides corti
Lineage: Eukaryota; Metazoa; Platyhelminthes; Cestoda; Cyclophyllidea; Mesocestoididae
Source: the annotation of a GenBank genome assembly
AUGCAGCCUUUCUACGGCGACAGGCUGCUCUCGGCAGCAGCUAGCGAUGCGAGUUCUGCCGGCGGGAUGGGAAGUAUGAGCGGCAAGCGAAAACUUCGAAGGCUCUCUUCGACCACUCCUGUGACUGCAAGAAGCCGCAUGAUGUCGGCUGCUUCUACCGAUCAAUAUCAGCCUUGGGAGGCACCCGAUUUCAAAAGACCGGAAGAUGAUUAUCCCCGGGACGAGGAAAAGUAUGACGAGGAUGAGAAAUCGGUGGACAGGUUUGAUGAUGAAAGACUUGAAGAAAUAUUGAAUGAAGUAUUGAACGUGGCGUCAGGUUCCGUUGGUGUUGGUGGUGAUUUGGUCGAGCCACAUCCGCAUCCUUCAACUGUCUUAAAACAACAUCAUCAACAACAACCACAAAAUUGGUCUGUCAAACCGAUCGUUCAAAUGCAAACUAGCCUUCAUGAUGUUAACGAUUACAUGCAUUUUGACUACUUCCGUAGCAUGGCCGACAAUUUCGCAAACAGGAGUGGCGGUACCCAGUAUGCUGCAAAUCCAGUUGCAUCAUCUUGCGAUGAAUUUGUUCACAGUAGCACUAGCUGUUCCGGUGCUUUCAACGGUCCAACAGACUUAAAGCAGCGCCUCGCUGUUCCACCUGCCCAGAGGAUACUGCCUCUAGGUGCAUUCGCUGAACAGCCACAAAGACGCGCAGAACAGGUUGUCUGUGUAGCGGAUCUGAGGACGGAAAUCGAAUUGGCGCCUAGGCCCUUUCCAGAAGUUGUUUGCGAGCAGCACCCAGUUCAAGGCUAUUCCAUGUUUGCUGAGGAUGUUCAAAAUAUCGCCUCGUUGAGGCCACAGGAUUCGCAGCAGACAUGUCAGCAGCAACCUGUUGUUGCCGCUGCACCAUUCGCUUCAGUAACACCUAUCCAACAGCCUCAGUCAGAACUUCAGGUUCUGCCUGAUUUGAAUGCCCUUGACAUCGAGUCCCAAUUGAUUGAGUUUGAGACGACCGGAGGCGGUGGUAGUAGUGCUAGUGUUGGCCUCGCCUCUGAUGGACCUUUACCACCACACCAUCCCACGACACAAACGGCGAUGAUUCCUAAAACGGAACACGUUCUAUCUCAAGCACGUUUGGCAGCCUCUUAUUCACUUUUAGUCGAGAAACAGUCUAUGGUUUCAGCGUAUCCACCUCGUGGAAUUAUGUUUCAGCAACAGCGACUUCCGUUGUGA